UUAAAACUGCUUGCGAGAAAUGCAAAUUAUGUUUUUUCUACACAUAGUUCCAUUGUUUCCCCAAACCGGUUCAUCUGAUCUGCCCAUCGAUAAGCCUGGCACUGGCAGCAGCAGAAAAUUGGAAUUGGAAGGGCACCAGCGUCCGCUUGUGGAACCCGUUGAGAGAGUGAAACCAGAAGCCAUCAAACUGGUAGAACCUUGACCACCUGCGCGAUAAAACCCUCUCCAAUCUCCCUCCUCAUUUCUCGCCAGCGCCCCCGAGCCCCCAUUUUCACCGCCAGAUUCGGUGCCGUCCGGAUCGAUUUCCUGUGCAUCUGCUCCUACACGGGAGCGGGUGACUCAGCACAACCUGCGGGCAUCUCCUCUCUGUUCUUGCAUCGAAUUUUGUUAUUGCCGACUGAACCGUGCAGACAAGUGUUUGGUGAGCGCAUGGGCGGAGGUGGAGAUGGGGGAUCAUGCGAUCUCCUCCAACUUCUUUUCGAGGGGGCCUUGGCUGGAGGAGCUGCUGGUGUUGUUGUUGAAACAGCUUUAUAUCCUAUUGAUACAAUAAAGACUAGGCUUCAGGCUGCACAAGGCGGAAGUAAAAUUCAAUGGAAAGGCCUGUAUGCUGGGUUAGCUGGAAAUAUUGUCGGUGUUCUUCCUGCUUCCGCAAUUUUUGUUGGAGUAUAUGAACCAGCUAAAAGAAAACUACUGGAAAUAUUUCCUGAAAAUUUGAGUGCUAUUGCUCAUUUGACUGCAGGGGCAAUUGGAGGGGCUGCUUCUUCUCUCAUUCGUGUUCCCACAGAGGUGGUUAAACAAAGAAUUCAAAUGGGUCAGUUCAAGACUGCACCUGAUGCCGUUCGCCUUAUUGUCGCUAAAGAAGGAAUUAAAGGACUUUAUGCUGGCUAUGGUUCCUUUCUACUGCGAGAUCUGCCAUUUGAUGCCAUUCAAUUUUGCAUAUAUGAGCAGCUUCGAAUUGGUUAUCGAUUAACGGCUAAGAGGGAGUUGAAAGACGCAGAGAAUGCAAUUAUUGGUGCUUUUGCUGGUGCCAUUACUGGUGCUUUAACAACACCCCUCGAUGUCAUGAAGACAAGAUUGAUGAUUCAGGGACAAGCAAACCAAUAUAGAGGAUUCAUUGAUUGUGCGCAGACUAUCAUGCGAGAGGAAGGUGCUGGCGCAUUUUUGAAGGGUAUUGAGCCAAGGGUACUAUGGAUUGGCAUCGGCGGGUCGAUCUUCUUUGGUGUUCUGGAGAAAACAAAAUCGGUUCUAGCUCAGAGGAAUAUCCGUAGGUGAGAGGACGAACCAAAGCUUUUGCCAUCAUGAUAAUCUCCCUAGGGCACGAGGCGCAACUUCGCCUGGCCAGAGAUUUUGGAGCAGCCCAUAUAUUAUAUGUAAUUUGUGCCAUGGAAUUGUACUUGAGAUCCUUGAGGACCAGAUGGCGCCUCGAAAUAAUUUUUUUAGGACCGCUGGCGCUACCUGCAUAUCUGUUCCCUCGUAAUUAGGUUCUCUGUCGUAUGUACGUACGUACUUUUCCGUGUGGUUGCUGUGCUAUGUGGCUGCCAACUGUUCCAACUCCUGCACGCUGUGGAAGCUCCAUUUGCCGCAGGGUGGUUCGUACGGUGGCUGUGCCUUGCUUCGUUCCGUGGAGGCUAACAGGCCCACGUCUCGUGUAGUACACCAUAUAUAACACGGCAGUGCAGUAGCAGUCGGGCAGCAAGAACACGCACUGUCGGUCGGGCCGGCGCCAUGGUUUCCUCGACGGCGCAGCCGCAGCCGCAGCAGAAGCCGCACGUCGUGAGGAGGAGGACGACGACGACGAGGCCUGCUUCGCCGUCGAGGUCAUCCCGGACGGGCUGUCGCUGGACGACCCGCCGCGCACGCUGCGGGCGCACCACGAGGCGAAGGAGCGCAACUGCCUGGAGCCGUUCAACACCCCGAUGCCGUUCGCGGCCGUGGCGGCGCGCGAGGUCGGCGUCCCCGACGUGCAGUUCUUCACGGCGUGCCGGUGCUCGGAUGCCCCGUGCUGUCUGAGCAGACGACCAACUGCCGCCAGGUGUGCGUUGCCUGGGGCAUCGGCGGCGAGCUGCCGCAGGGAGCGGGGAGCGACGAGAUCGCGGCGCUCGUGAGGGAGAUGAUGACCGGGACCAAGGGGAAGGACGCGAGGGAGAAGACGCUGCAGUGGAAGUGUUCUCUGUGUUUUUUAAAAGAGUAAAGUGCAUCUCCGGUCGUUAAACUUGAACGUUCUUGUUUCGGUGGUGUCGUCUCGGUCUUCAAUCUCAGCAAAAUGCAGAUUUACUUCCCUAAUCGCUAUUUGGGCCCAACUCCAUCCAAUUGGACGUAGACGUGCGUACACUGCUGAUGUGUCCUUGCCACCGUGCACAGUACGUGGCACUGCUGCGGGAGGUGUCAAUGGGAAACCCCUCGAGUUCUCUCUUCCCCCAUUGUCAGCCCUUUCCAUUACCAUUUUGUCUGUAGCUUUAAAAUCCUUUCUUCA
This is a messenger RNA of Sorghum bicolor (sorghum), 2473 nucleotides long. Its product is annotated as S-adenosylmethionine carrier 1, chloroplastic/mitochondrial. NCBI's taxonomy places the organism in Eukaryota, Viridiplantae, Streptophyta, Magnoliopsida, Poales, Poaceae. The transcript is spliced from 11 exons. The record is from RefSeq and is a predicted model, not a curated record. Gene Ontology annotation, biological process: transmembrane transport. Gene Ontology annotation, cellular component: mitochondrial inner membrane. Gene Ontology annotation, molecular function: S-adenosyl-L-methionine transmembrane transporter activity. Bases 430 to 1272 code for a protein of 280 amino acids.